Molecule: messenger RNA, 2225 nt
Organism: Erythranthe guttata (spotted monkey flower)
Lineage: Eukaryota; Viridiplantae; Streptophyta; Magnoliopsida; Lamiales; Phrymaceae
Product: leucine-rich repeat receptor-like serine/threonine/tyrosine-protein kinase SOBIR1
Biological process (GO): protein phosphorylation
Molecular function (GO): protein kinase activity; protein binding; ATP binding
Source: RefSeq, a predicted model, not a curated record
AAAGUGAGAUUAAGCCAUUUCAUAAACAAAAGCAAAAAAUUAAAAUUAAAUUAAAUAAUACCUGUUUUUUCUUCGGAGUCAACAUCAGAUUUUCCACAAUAAAAAAACACCAGCCAUCAUUUAAGACCUCCAACUUCCAAGCACCACCACCACCUUCCUCCACCGCCGGCGGCCAACCAAUGGCUUCAUCUCCAUCAAAAUCCCAUUUCUCUCUCCUAUGUUUCUUCACAUUAAUAUUCCUUGUUCAAUCAACACCACCAACUCUUCUCCCUUCUGAUUUUAAUGCCCUUCUGCAAAUACACAAAGAACUCCGUAUCUGCCGUACUCCGGGCAGGAAUCCAUGUGGUUCCGCCGGAAUAUUCUGCGAACGGAGAUUAGUCAACAAUACUCACGUUCUCAGAAUCACCCGUCUAGUCUUCGAAUCUCGACGCCUUAAGGGCAGACUUGCUCCGGCCAUCGGCAAGCUAUCCGAGCUCAAAGAACUUUCCUUAACUGCCAACCAACUGUUCGACGAAAUGCCUCAUCAAAUUUCCGACUGCAAGAAACUCGAGCUCCUUAACCUCGGAAACAACCGAUUUUCCGGCGAAGUCUCACCGGAGCUAUCGUCGUUAAUCCGUCUCCGAGUUCUUGAUUUGUCUUCGAACAGAUUUACAGGGAAAUUGAAGUUCUUGAAACACUUCCCCAACCUGGAAAAACUCAACCUCGCCGACAAUAUGUUCGCCGGAAAAGUGCCGGUACCGUUGAAAUCCUUCCGGAAUCUCAGAUUCGUCAACAUCUCCGGCAACAGUUUGCUCGAAGAUUCUCCACCAGAUCAGUACUAUUCAUCCUCAGAAGCCAAUGAAAAACAAAGCAUCCCAAAACGUUACUUUUUCGCCGAAACAAACCAAUCCACCGUCGCCAUGCCACCAGCCUCUAACGCGGCGGCAGCAGCACCAUCUCCGGCGAAAGCACCACCACUCCUCCCCAAGCACAAAAACAACAACAAAAGGAAACUCAUCGCCUGGAUCCUCGGAUUCGUUGCCGGAGCAUUCGCCGGCAUUUUAUCCGGAAUAAUAUUCAGCUUCGUCUACAAACUAAUGAAGUUCUUAAUCGAAGGUCCGAACAAAGACACAAGCUUGCAAAUCUUCAGCCCUCUUAUUAUCAAAAAAGCCGAAGAUUUAGCAUUCCUCGAAAAGGAAGACGGAUUAGCACCGUAUCAAAUCAUCGGCAAAGGCGGAUGCGGCGAAGUAUAUAAAGCAGUUUUACAAAGCAACGGUAUAGAAAUCGCGAUCAAGAAAAUAAUCCAACUCCCGACCGAUGGAGAUGAUCUCACCGAAGAAGACAGCAAGCUCUUGACCAAGAAAAUGCGUCAAAUCAAAUCCGAAAUCAAAACGGUCGGCCAAAUUCGGCAUCGCAACUUGCUUUCUCUACUAGCCCAUCUCCCGCGCCCCGAUUGCCACUAUCUCGUCUACGAGUUCAUGAAAAACGGUAGUUUGCAAGAUUGUCUACAACAAGUGGUAGAAGGUACACGAGAACUGGAUUGGCUAGCGCGGUACAAGAUCGCACAAGGGAUCGCUUCGGGGCUCGAAUAUCUCCACAUGAGCCACACGCCGCGGAUAAUUCACAGGGACCUGAAACCGGCCAACAUCCUAUUGGACGAUGAAAUGGAGGCAAGAAUCGCGGAUUUCGGACUCGCGAAAGCGAUACCUGAUUCUCACACGCACGUGACGACCUCGCACGUGGCGGGGACGCUUGGGUACAUCGCACCGGAGUAUCACCAGACGCUUAAGUUCACGGACAAGUGCGAUAUGUACAGCUUCGGCGUGGUGCUUGGUUCGUUGAUGAUAGGGAAGUUGCCCUCGGACCAGUUUUUCCAGCACACGGAGGAGGUGAGUUUGGUGAAGUGGAUGAGGAACGUGAUGAAAUCCGAGGAACCGAGGAGGGCGAUCGAUGCGAAUUUGUUGGGGAAUGGGUUCGAGGAGGAUAUGCUGUUGGUGCUUAAGGUUGCGUGUUUUUGCACAUUGGAUAAUCCGAAGGAGAGGCCGAAUAGUAAGGAGGCUCGGCUCAUGCUAGCGCAGAUUAAACACUAGUUUUUAGUUGUGUGUAGAAGAAUUCAGAGGGGUUCUUUGUGUUGUUUUUCAAUUAAGAAUGUGCGUACUUGACUGUAAAAAAAUGAUGUUUAAAGCAUUUGAAUUGUAAUAAAAUUAUUUGUAAUGGUUUUUUUAGCAUAUUGUUUGGUUUACAAU